Messenger RNA from Trichogramma pretiosum, 1363 nucleotides. RefSeq lists its product as uncharacterized. The record is from RefSeq and is a predicted model, not a curated record. Bases 145 to 1284 code for a protein of 379 amino acids. The transcript has 2 exons. NCBI's taxonomy places the organism in Eukaryota, Metazoa, Arthropoda, Insecta, Hymenoptera, Trichogrammatidae.
AGUGUACGUUUCUCUGCCUCCGUGCCACGACGCCUCCAGCUGUCUAUUUCUGUAGUACACCAACUGACAGCUCAACAUUUGCUUAUCACGGCCAUUUGACCUCGAUCAUUGACAUUUCGCCCUACAAGUUCACACAUUUAGAAAAUGAAAAGAACGAACGCGUACAGAACAAAUCAAAAUGAAAUCUGUUUUGAUAGGAUGCUCGAUGAAUAUAAACCUAAUAGAUGCAGCAGUGUCGAAAGUUCGGUGUUUGAACUAUAUCAUAAAAGUCGGAAAUUUUCAACUACCCCAAAGAAAUAUGAAAUUUUGAAAAAUCAAAAGUGCGAACCCAGAACCGGUUCUGAAAGAAAUGAUGACGUCAACCAUGGUAAUGUUCAAUUAUGCAAUAAUACUGACACUCCGAGUUUGGUAAAUAAAGCCAACAACGUUAAAUCAGAAGAUCAACUAGGCUCAGAACUCCCAAAGACUCGUGAGGAUAUCUUUAUCAAAUCACUUAUCGAUAAUUCAAAGAACGAUGAUGGAAAAACUAAAAUCUUAAAAAAACCCUACGAGUUGUUUUCCAACGACUUGAUCAUUCAUGUCAGGAGUGAGCGUGGCAUCGAAAUUUGGACCAAAGUCAGAGGUUCUUUCAGUAAUGAAUACCAAAUUCCAAGUCACUUGAAAGAAACCAAACCGUUAUUGAAGUAUGACCAUAAGCUUAAUAAAUUGGCCCUCAAAAACUUACAUCAACACCUCGAGGGUCUAAUCACUGAAGAUGAUCCGAAUGAUACAAAGGAUGAUCUAUGUGGUCUGACUUUAGGUAAAGUUAAGUUCCCUGGCAUUCCCGAUGCAUAUGAAAGGAGAAGGGAAAUGUAUCCCACCAAUUAUCCAAACGACAGAAAACUACACUAUUGGGGGGGUGAUGUAGGUUUUGAUGAUAAUUUAUAUCAAAAAGUUUUGAUAGAUCGAGUGCGUAAAUCAAAGAAUAUCCUCGCCCAAGGGAUCAGUAUGCAUGAAAUUUUACGAGCGAAUGAACAAGUAGAUCGGUUGAAUGAGGAGAGUAUGCAAUUUCCUUAUUCAAAAGUAGAAACCAACAGUGAAGAACAAUCAACGAUCAACAAUUCUGAGGAAUCAAGUCAGGAUGCCUCUAACAAUCAAGAAAGACCUCGUGCUCGAGGUUACGAAUGCUCCAUAUGUGGUGAUUCAUUCAUAAAUGAAGUACUUUUGGAAUUGCACCAGGCAGUCUAUUUGGAUGAUCAUCUACAUCGGAAGAGGGACAGACCGAUCGAUUCUGCAGAUCCAUAGAAGAAUUGUAAUUAAUUGAAAAAUUGUUCUCGUAUUGACUUGAAAUGCUUAAUUUACUUUUUCAAAUUAAAAUAAAGUA